UUGGACGCCGAGGCCUAAGUCCCCACCUCUGCGAAGCUACACCGCGAGUCCCCAACCAGAUCCCCCCGCAACCGCGUCGGCGAUGGCAUCCGCGGCGGCGACCGGCGACGGCGAGAAGCCCUACGCGCACCUCGGCCAGCCCCUCCUCGCGCAUCCGCAUCCCCCGCAGCAGCCCUACUACGCCUACCCGGCCGCCGCUUACGCGCAGCCCGCGGCCCCGCCUCCGCCUCCGCCGCCGGCCCCGACGCUCGUCUUCGUGCCGGCCCCCUGCUCCCCGGUGCUCGUCCGCCUCCGCCGCCUGCGCCCGCGCCGCGCGCCCUGCCUCCGCCGCUUCGCCCGGGCCCUCCCGCUCCUCCUCGCCCUCGCGCUCCUCGCUGGCGGCGCCUUUCUCCUCUACCCCUCGCCCCCCGCCGCCCGCGUCGGCGAUAUCCGGGUCGACCGCUUCCGCGUGGACCCGCCCGUCCUCGACCUCGGCCUCGCGCUGCGGCUCCGCGUCCUCAACCCCGGCUUCCUCCUCCCGCUGCGCUACCGAGCGGUCUCCGCCGCCGUCUCCUACCGCGGCCACCUGCUCGGGUCCGCUAAGGCGUGGCCGGGGUCCGGCGAGCUCGCGGCCAGGGAUGAGGUGUAUGCGGACGCCGAGGUGUGGGUGGACGCCGGGAGGGUGCUGGAUGACGUGGUCGACCUCAUCGGGGACCUGGCCACUGGCUCCGUGCCGCUGGAGAUCGUCACGGAGGUGGUCGGCUCGAUCAGGUUGUUCCGUUUCCACAUCCCUGUGAAGGGGCUCAUAUCGUGCUCGGUGAAUAUCAGCCCAGAGACUCAGGGUAUCAUAAGCCAGGAUUGCUAUUAAGUGAGAGUGAUUUGAGAUCUUCAUGGAACAUAAUUGCAUAAUUACUAUGGAAGAUACUAUCAAGUUGCAGAGCCUGCUUGAUGGAACUGGAGUGCCUAUCUGUAUAUAAUUUGGAUAUUGUCCUGUAUUGGCUGGGAUAAGAAGCCAAGAGUAACAUGCUGUCUUGCAUGCUUGUCAGAACUGCUUAUGUCUGUAUCUGUAAUUUACUAAAUACUAAAGCAUCUAGAUGUACCAUAGCAUAGAAAUUAAUCAUGGUGUAUGAUUUGACCUGAACAUGUAUAUUGAGUGGUAACUUAUGGUUUGUGAUAUUUGAAUUGAACCAUGGUAAAUGAAACGUCAUCUGUGUCGAUAUGUUUGACAUUAA
Molecule: messenger RNA, 1211 nt
Organism: Setaria italica (foxtail millet)
Lineage: Eukaryota; Viridiplantae; Streptophyta; Magnoliopsida; Poales; Poaceae
Exons: 3
Coding region: 83-847 (254 amino acids)
Cellular component (GO): plasma membrane
Source: RefSeq, a predicted model, not a curated record